GAGGCGCAUGAAUCGGAGAAUCCCUGGCACAUCCCGGAACCUCCACUCCGACAGGAGGGAAUGGUGUCCGAGCCGCCCUUCACCAGCCGACACCAGAAAGACGCAGCGCGGAAACGAGAGGCCAGAUAUCGUGGGGGCCUGGAUGAGUGCAGCAAUGCUGAGAAGCAAGUCAAGGCGCCCGGCUUGGAGUACGUGGAGGAACCAGAGGUGAAAACCCAGCGGCAACUCCAUCAACACAGGAAGGAUCAGAUCCUCAAAGGCCUGGCUGAAGGGGAGGCGAACUCUGACUUCGUCCCCAUCGAGGUGCGUCACACGCGAACCGAAUUGGAAGAGCAUGAGGUCCAAUGGUGGCAGAUCGACUGGCAGACGAUCAGAUGUCUUGAAAGUGAAUUUCUUCAGUUCUUGCAGUGGCGUGCACAGGCCAGUGCUGUUGAUCAAGGGCUCUAUCAGGGACAUCAAGAAGGUUCCAACCGAGCUCUUUGGCAAGCAGCGCGAGAAGAGCAUGAACGUACCACUGCAGGGCCACCUCCUGAGUGGGAUGGCGUCUCCACGGAAUUCCGUGACUACAAGCUCAAGGCGAAGAUCUGGUUGCGUACUACGCGGACUCCAGCACAUGCCAGAGGACCGCUCUUGUUGAAAAACUUGUCCAAAGGACCCUGGGAGGAUUUGAAGUUUUUAGCUAGUGAUGAAGACUGGUUAACUGAUCCCACCAAUGGAACCAAGUUGUUAGAACUUAUGGAUUCCAAAGAAUACUAUGGAGAAGAACAAAGGGAAUCAAUGUUGGCGGCAUGUUCUCGUUUGACCUUUCACCUGAAGCGCCAACGUGGUGAGUCAGCACGGCAGUUCAUGACACGAUGGGACACUGCUGAGCGGAAGGUUCGAGAGCACGAAGUUCGCCUUCCACAGGACUUUUUGGGCUUCCUGAUGGUGAAUGCGCUCCAGCUGGAUUCCGAACGGACCAAACUUCUCCUCAACUACACGAAGGGUUCUUUGAAGGUUUCUGAUGUUAAAGAGUGGCUCAGGAUUCAUGAGACAGAUCUAGAUCUCUCCACUUUGGGCAACGACAAGAAGAAGUCGACAGCCUACUUUUUGGACCAGGAGAAUGCCAAGGAGAUCCAGCUCAUGGACAUUCCUGAAUCCGACGAGGACAUGGAGACUGAAUCCUCUGAGUUGCUCCUCACUGCCCUUGCGGACUUGGAGGAUUCCGACAACCUUGCGGAGUCCAAUGCGGUGACCUUGUCUGAGGCGGAGACCAAGGAGAUUCUUCUCACCAUGGUCAAGGACCACAAGGCUAAGAGUCGUUCCUAUGCAGGAGCAAUGAAGGCCAAGAAGAACAGAGACCUCGCCAGAGGUUUUGGAGCUGGUCGGGAUGGUAUCUUACGACCUGGAACCUAUGAAGUUUCCAUCUCAGAAUUGAAAAAGAGGACAAAGUGCAAUGCAUGCGGCCAGACGGGCCAUUGGGCUCGUGAAUGCCCUAGCAAAGGCAAGAAGCCAUCAGAGAGCUCCCAUGCCAAAGGCGAUGCCAUGAAGCCCAAGACCAAGGAGCUGAACUUUUUGCAGAACUCUGCAGGUUUGUCUGCCGAGAGUGAGUUUUUCUAUUUGGAGUCGAUGGGCUCGACCGAGCCUACGAACGCUCAGUCCAACUGCGGCUGGGAUGCUCCAGGAUUUUGUGAUGAGCAAGAUGACUCAGCCAUUUCAGAGCUUCUAGCAGUUCGUGUGACAAGUCUCCAGCCCACGGAGCAGCCCCUCGUACCACCAAUUGCAAUGCACGGCGGUCGUUCCAAGAGGGGUCGGACCGAAGUGGGCAGCAAAUUCGUUCUGCAGUGUUGGAUUCGCCUGGUCCUCAAGACGAUGAUGAUCAUUCAGCGUGCCAUCGGGCACAAGGUGUACAUGCACUUCAAGAUGCCCGGACCACGUGGCCUUUUGCUACGCCAGAUGGAGGAGAUGGCUGGAUUGCUGGAGCCCGGGCAGAUGGAUCAACUGGUCCUUCAUAUCACCAUGAUGAGUUCAAAUCAAAUGUCCCGGAAGCCCUCUCCAGCCAGGUCUUCCACACCGUCGGGAUGGUCCAGGGUGACCGACUUCGAUCCACCGCCGAGGACCCCACUAAGGAGUUCAAGUAUGAAGAGUCAGGAGUUCCACACCGACUACCCGUUCACUCCGGACCGUCGUCCAGCAACUAUGUGGGAGAUCCCGCCGGAUCUACAUCUGACUCGGGAUGCUCCGAAGUGCACAUGCGGCCUUCCAUGCCUUCUCUGGGUAUCCAAGACCGAGAGGAAUCACGAUCGUCUCUUUUGGAGAUGCAGUCAACCCAGAGCCCAACAGUGUGCCUUUUUCAUGUGGCUGAACAACCAGAUCCUGAGGUCCCAAGAUGCGGCAGCUCCACCGGUGGCACAACACAUGGAACCCGAGGAGAUGAACUACUACAUGAAACGACAUCAGGAAGUUUGCCAACACAAGAGAUUGAGUCGAGCGGGUACCAAUGCCUUUCUCCUGAAGGAGACAUGCCGGGAUUGCGGCAAGGUGGUGACGGAGCAACCAAAACCACUCACUGCUCAGACCAAGAAAGAGGCCAGUCAACGGACCAGCAGCCCAUCUCGAUCUUCCACGACUUCAACGUCGUCAGUGGUGCCCAACAUGAUGCAGUACAUCCAGCCAGGCAGCUCGAGCAGCCGGCACCUGUCCCGGGAGGAGUAUCAGGACUUUCUCAACUGGAAGCGUCUGAGGGAGGUAGCCGAGAGCAGUUCAGCAAGUCCACCUCCGAACCAACAACAUCGGAGGUAA
Cladocopium goreaui is the source of this 2781-nucleotide messenger RNA. The record is from the annotation of a GenBank genome assembly. Lineage: Eukaryota; Dinophyceae; Suessiales; Symbiodiniaceae.